Messenger RNA from Drosophila suzukii, 257 nucleotides. The record is from RefSeq and is a predicted model, not a curated record. Lineage: Eukaryota; Metazoa; Arthropoda; Insecta; Diptera; Drosophilidae.
CCUCUAUAAAUACUGCCGAUCCGCCAAAGUCGGGAUACAGUGCAUCAUGAAGAAGUUGACGGACAGCAGGCGGCGUCCCAGUGGCUCCUCGAUGUGGAAAAGGGAUUCCGAGUCGGAUAACGAGGAGAAUACCAUCUGCAGCUGUGCGGCGAUAAAGAGGAGUGUGGUUUACUACCUGAAAAACAGCACUCUCCAUGGCCUGAAGUACAUCGCCGAGGAGAGCAUCACCAUUCCGGAACGGUUAAUGGUUUUCUAGU